This is a messenger RNA of Ruditapes philippinarum (Manila clam), 1807 nucleotides long. RefSeq lists its product as uncharacterized. The record is from RefSeq and is a predicted model, not a curated record. The transcript is spliced from 5 exons. Lineage: Eukaryota; Metazoa; Mollusca; Bivalvia; Venerida; Veneridae. Bases 331 to 1152 code for a protein of 273 amino acids.
AGCUCGGUUUAAUGUCAACCUAUAGACGCAUUUACAAACGCUUUUAAAAGCUUGGCGGCGACGAAAUAGAUUAAAAUUCUAACAUGUAUGGAUUUGAAAGGGAAAACCGUCCGGCUUUACAAUCAAUAAAAUAAAUAUAUAUAGUGUUCUGGUAUAUUGUAAUGAUCAAUUGUUAAUUGAAACACACAAUAGGUGUCGUGUGUUAUAAACAUGGACGUUUGUAACGUAGAGAUACGAAAUUUAUGUUGACUAAUACAAAUACAAUACUUUGAAAGGAAAUUGAAAUUAUAGUGAAACUAAAGGUCAAAAUAAAAUUGGUGUACAUAUAAAAUGAGUUUCGGCUACUACAAAAAGACAAAAUCGGCUCCGCCUCCGAAUUCGUAUGGCUUCAAACAGGUUUCGCCAAAGGAGCUACAAGACAUAAUGAAAAGAGUUACCAGGGCAACAUAUAGUGCUAAACUCCACACUGAGGAGCCAGGGAAACUAAACAACUACGAGCAUUUGUUGGUAGAAAAUGGACGUCGAAGCGUCGCUUCCGCGUGCAGCAGACAAACACAGUCACGAGUGUCGUCAGCAAUGACGUCAGACAGUGGAAUGCAACAGCGCCGACUUACAGACCGAGAAAUGAGCCGACUUAUACGUAGACUACAAAGACCAACAACUGCUACGUCUGCUCAUAGAUACAAAAAUGAGGAAGCUGAAAAUCUUAAACAAGGAAAAAUAGUCCGUGCCAAAUCAGCAGACGUGAACAGUUACAAGAAAACUAUAGCCAAAUUACAACGCCCAACUACCGCAACGCUUGCUAAAACGCUCAAUACGUGCCAUUUAUGUUAUGAUCAUGGCAAUAAAAAGGAGGAAGAAGAUCUAGACGCAUUUGACUUUGACUACAGCGAUGACAAAGUAGUUCCGUCAGAGGAGUUAGACUUUAUUGUAGAAAGAAUGACGCAGCCGACAUUGGCUAGCAAAAGUGGUGCAGGAUACGUUUGUCAAAAGUUGCCUAGAUACGUGGAUGAGGUUAAAAUAAGAGAAAAUUUACCAUUACUCAGCGGUCUACGUAGGAGUAAGAAUGUAAGGGAGAUUACUGCGCGUCUGUAUCCAUCGAGACGCCAUCUUGGAAUUACGCCUCAAGCGACACCUAUAACGACAUUUUAACUUAGGAUAGUAUUCUAAUUUAUUUUUUUAGAUAUUAUAACAAAAUAAGAUUUUUAUACAGAUUUCGAUAUUUCGUUAAGCAGUGAUUUAAGUGCUUUCUGUUCAUUUUCUAACCUGAUUUUCGAAGACAGCGUCACCUCAGUAGGAAAUGUCCUUGACCUACAAUGUGUUUAUAUUUAUAAGACUAGAUCAAUUCCAAACUAAGUAAUAAAUAGCUUAAUUAGACGGUUUGGGCAUUAGUACCCUAGGGAGAUUCUGUCUCGUUUCGUUUAUACAUGAACACUCAAAAAACUUGAACGAUGGCCAUGUUGACAGUACAAAGGGCUAUGAAACGACGAAGUUAAGGAGAAUAAAUGUAUAACUUCUGAAUUAUAAUAUAACUGAUAAGUAGAGAUUUAAAGAGUGUUUAAUUUUGUUAGUUGUAUGAAGAAGUCAUUGUUUAACGCUUGAUCAAUUCUAGCACGAUCAGCUAAAAUUAAUUAUAAACAGCAUAUGUAUUAGUACUGCGAAAGUAGUGAUUUUCUUAGUAAAGGAAUCCUUUUUAGAUCUAGCGUUAAGUACUUCGUUUCCUUAUUUUUCUCUUCAAUUUCAAUAAUUCUAUUUAUUUCUAUGCUAUUAGAACCAGAUUUUAAGAAAUAAAAUAACUGAAUAAUCA